Molecule: messenger RNA, 1617 nt
Organism: Meira miltonrushii
Lineage: Eukaryota; Fungi; Basidiomycota; Exobasidiomycetes; Exobasidiales; Brachybasidiaceae
Exons: 1
Coding region: 32-1528 (498 amino acids)
Biological process (GO): [2Fe-2S] cluster assembly
Cellular component (GO): nucleus; mitochondrion; cytosol
Molecular function (GO): cysteine desulfurase activity; pyridoxal phosphate binding
Source: RefSeq, a predicted model, not a curated record
AGUGAUCAAAAAGAUGGUGAUGGCAACUAAUAUGGGCAGAAUUGCCCUUCGUGCAGGCCGAUCAAAUAUCGGCAACCCUUCAAAGAUGGUUAUGCAAAAUUCAAAAAUAGUGGCAAUCAAUUCUGUUAACCAACAACGCAAUUAUGCUUCUCCAAGUCAAGUCAAUCAAAUGGCAACACCUGUUGAUGUAAAGCCGGAAGCAAGAGCAGGAAGAGGAAGUAUGCAAAAAGUAGGCGGAAAGGAUGCUGUUGCAGACAUUCUGGAAUCAGUUCCAAGAGGUAGUACUGCCAAUCGACCAAUCUACCUUGACGCACAAUCUACCACUCCAGUCGAUCCUCGUGUAUUGGACGCAAUGAUGCCAUUCUUCACGAAUCAAUACGGUAAUCCUCACUCUCGCACACACGCUUAUGGUUGGGAAAGUGAAGCUGCAGUUGAAGAAGCUCGUGAACAUGUGGCAAAAUUGAUCGGUGCAGAUGCAAAGGAAAUCAUUUUCACUUCCGGCGCCACAGAGAGUAACAAUAUGAGUUUGAAGGGUGUGGCGAGAUUCUACAAGCAAAAGAAGAAGCACAUCAUUACCACCCAAACAGAACACAAGUGUGUCUUGGACAGUGCACGUAAAUUACAGGAUGAAGGAUUCGAGGUGACUUAUUUGCCCGUGCAAACCAAUGGAUUGAUUCGCAUGGAGGAUUUGGAAGCUGCUCUACGACCUGACACAAGCGUUGUCAGUAUCAUGGCAGUGAACAAUGAAAUCGGUGUCGUUCAACCGAUUGCCGAGAUUGGACACUUGCUCAAAACAAAGGGUGCCCAAUUGGCAAAGGAGGGCGGAUUGAGUGGAAAGCCUCUUUUCCACACUGAUGGUGCUCAAGCUGCAGGAAAGAUUGAGUUAGAUGUCGAUAAGAUGGGUAUCGAUUUGAUGAGUUUGUCUAGUCACAAAAUUUACGGACCAAAAGGUAUUGGUGCUUGCUAUGUUCGUCGUCGUCCUCGUGUUCGUAUGGACCCUAUCAUCUCUGGAGGUGGACAAGAGCGUGGAUUGAGAAGUGGUACACUCGCACCACCUCUAGUUGUUGGAUUCGGAGAAGCAGCAAGAUUGGCAUACCAAGAGCGUGAGUAUGAUUAUCAACAUGUGAGCGCAUUGGCACAAAGACUACGUGAUCGAAUUCUUGCCGAGAUCGAAUGUGUGUUGGUCAACGGCGAUCCAACCGGAUACCCUGGUUGCACCAACUUGUCAUUCCAAUACGUUGAGGGAGAAUCGCUUUUGAUGGCUCUUAAGGACAUUUGCUUGAGUUCGGGUUCAGCAUGCACAAGUGCAAGUUUGGAACCUUCCUACGUCUUGCGUGCUUUGGGAUUGGAUGAUGAAAAUGCACAUUCGAGUUUGCGAUUCGGUAUCGGUCGUUUCACAACAGAAGAAGAAAUUGACUAUGUAAGCGAAAAGAUUAUCAAAGUUGUCACAAGAUUACGUGAAUUGAGUCCACUUUGGGAAAUGGUUCAAGAUGGUAUCGAUUUGAAGACGAUUGAAUGGUCAGGUUAAUCAUUUCUCUCGUGUCUUUAUAUCUCAUUUCUUUUGUCUCAUUAUGUACAUUACAGCUGCUGUCUUAAUCUUGAUUUCAUUCUGAAUCA